AUGCCUGGCCGUUCUCUUUCAGGAAGACCUGAAUUGCAGAUGGCCAUGGAAUCCGAGUGCACUAUCAGAGUGGACACAAGUGUACGCAUACGUCCUUUGCUCAAAGCUGAGUUGAAUGAAAAAACCUGCUUGGAUGUCGCAGAUGAUUCAACUGUGCAGGUGAACUCUAAGUCCUUCAGGGUUACAAAAGUCUUUGACGAUAGUUCUACACAAGAGGAUGUAUUCUCCUGGAGCAAAUACAUUGUCCAAGAUUUUGUUAAAGAAAAAAAACAAGGAAUUGUUCUUGCUUAUGGUCAGACUGGUACAGGCAAGACAUACACCCUCGGCACUGACCCACAAAUUUCUGAGAAGGGGCUGAUUAGGCUGGCCAUUGAUGAACUUUUCAACCUUAUUAAGGAACCAAAGAAUCCACAUCCAACAGUCAAGGUUGCUUUUCUGGAUAUUUACCUUGAAGAAGUCCGUGAUCUGUUGGCAACUGGAAACAGCUGUAGAGUUCGGGAAUCUGAGAGCAAGGUAUUCCAUGUGGAAGGGCUUAAGGAAAUAGAGGUAUUCCAAGCCAGAGAUGCAGUUGAGUUGCUUUACAAAGGGUGCAGGCAGAGGAGCUUCAGGGCCACCAACAAAAAUGCUGCUUCCUCUCGCUCCCAUGCUAUUUUCACUCUAAUCAUGGAGAAUCCGAAUGGAGAGAGAAUUCAACUGUGGUUUGUGGACUUGGCUGGGUCAGAGGAUGUUGGGCGAUCUGAGGUAUCCUCAUGCAGUAAGCAGUGGAAAGAGGGUGUGAAAAUCAACAACAGCCUUAGUACCCUCAGACGGGUCAUUCAUGCCCUCCAUCACAAGUCCCACAUCCCUUACAGGGACUCUAUACUCACCAAGAUUCUGUAUGGCUCAUUAAAACACAGCUGCAACAUCCAACUGAUAGCCUCUGUGAGUCCCUGCAGCUCAAGUGUCACAGAAACAUUGUCCACAUUGCACUUUGCCAUAGAGAUGAAAGGCAUUCCUCCAAUUGCCAUCUCCUUUCCUACUCAUUCAACCAGAAACUGGGAAAGGAAGAGAAAGCUUGGAGAAGAAAUCCCAACUCCAGUGAAUAUGGUAAAACGCACAAGAGGCCCUGCAUUCACACCAGCUGUGAGGACCCCAGUGCCCUUCACUCCACUCACCAACACUAUGUGUACUCCACAAACCCUGUUGCUGGAGAGGAGGUGGAGGCAGAAUGUCACUGUCCCAAGGGCCCAGUUAAGUUCCACAAUGGCUUCCCAGGCUUUUGCUGAGAUUUCAGGCCUAUCAAUCAGCUCCAUUCCUGAAGAGGAUGAUUCCAUCUCAUCCUCAGCUCAUGCUGUUCCCAGCCAAUUGAACCCCAAUGUCAUCAGCCCAUUUGUGGCCAGACUAAUUCCCUAUGUGAGGAAUAUGGUGGAGGAGUCUAUGAAGGAGCCAAAAGAAAUGUUGACCAACCUCAACUCAACAUUAAGGUCCUGGAUGACUCAAACUUCAACUGCCAUCCGUCCAAGGGGUCCCAGGGCAUCUGAAUCAUCAGACUCAGAGACAGAACCAGAGAGCACUAUCCUGGGGACAGUGAUAAGACAAAGAACAAGGAAAUCAGCUCAGAUGAUGCCCAGUCCAGAUGCAUCUCCCAUCCUCCCACAUGGAAGCAAAUUGCCUCUGAGUACUCUGUUUGAAGUGGAAGAUGUCAGGAACAAGGAGCAACUGCUGGCCACAUACACAUGGAAGAUGAAAACAUUCGAGAGGAGUCUCCUCCAGGAACUCAAGCUGUCUAAGACUCCUGUUUUUGAGACCCCACCUUCUAUUCAUAGGAAUGCAUCACAUGUGCUAGCCGGCAGAGUGCAUAAGGAGCCUUCUGGGAUGUCAACUGUGCGACGCAGUCAAAGGAUCCUUGGGAAAUCCAUAUGUCAGCCCUUGCCUGAGAGCAUCACAUGCUUCCCUGGUUUCAAUCAAAUCCAGAGGCAGCUGAAUGACAAUGGUUGGAUCCAUGAUGAAGCCAAAGGAGAGAUUCUUGGGAUCAUUAACAAUGGAAACAUUGAGGAACUGAAAGAUCUCCCCCAAGUUGGCAACAAGAGGGCUGCUCAGAUCAUUGAGCUAAGGUAA
This is a messenger RNA of Darwinula stevensoni, 2097 nucleotides long. The record is from the annotation of a GenBank genome assembly. Lineage: Eukaryota; Metazoa; Arthropoda; Ostracoda; Podocopida; Darwinulidae.